Rotaria sp. Silwood2 is the source of this 525-nucleotide messenger RNA. NCBI's taxonomy places the organism in Eukaryota, Metazoa, Rotifera, Eurotatoria, Philodinida, Philodinidae. The record is from the annotation of a GenBank genome assembly.
AUGAAGCUUUUACUCGUCUUCGCUUUUUUGGCAUUUAUUUGUGUUGUUCGAACAGCACCGACGCCAUCAUCAACAUCACGUGUACUUAUUUUACCUGACUAUAAUGAUGAUGAUACUGACCAUGAAGAUGAAUAUCAUACAAUUGCUGAUGUUGGUAAUAAUGAUGAUGGUGAGAAUAAUAGUGACGAUGAUGAUGAUGAUGAACAUAAAACAACUACAAUGAGAACAGUAAUGACAACUUCUCGUUCAAAUCCUGUAUUUCCAUCAAGAGGUUCAGGUUUAAUACCGACACGACGACCAAUACAAACUCAACGUGUAUCAUCAAUGCGAACAACAACUAAAUUUAUUAAUGAUGAUUAUGGAGAGGUUGUUGAUGAAUAUGAUGGUGAUUAUAAAUAUAUACAAGAUUUACGUCGAUAUCUUCAACGAUUUAUUGAAGAGUUUAGAAAAGUGCUUCGAAAAAUAACUGGCUCUAAUGACAAUGAUAAAACACAACAAGAUCAAAUCGAUCAAUAUGAGGACUAA